Messenger RNA from Sardina pilchardus (European sardine), 636 nucleotides. Its product is annotated as gamma-crystallin M3-like. Gene Ontology annotation, molecular function: structural constituent of eye lens. The coding region runs from base 25 to 546 and encodes 173 amino acids. The record is from RefSeq and is a predicted model, not a curated record. The transcript is spliced from 3 exons. NCBI's taxonomy places the organism in Eukaryota, Metazoa, Chordata, Actinopteri, Clupeiformes, Clupeidae. Gene Ontology annotation, biological process: lens development in camera-type eye; visual perception.
UGUGAGAUACCAUCAUCAAUCACCAUGGGCAAGAUCACCCUGUACGAGGAGAGGGGCUUCCAGGGUCGCUCUUAUGAGUGCAUGAGCGACUGUUCUGACUUUUCCUCCUACAUCAGUCGUUGCCAGUCCUGCAGGGUGGAGAGUGGCUGUUUCAUGGUCUAUGAGCGUUCCAGCUACAUGGGCAACCAGUUCUUCAUGAGGAGGGGCGAGUACUCCGACUUCAUGCGUAUGGGACUGGGUGACUCCAUCCGCUCCUGCCGUAUGAUCCCUAUGCACAGAGGAACCUUCAGAAUGAGGAUCUACGAGAGGGAGAACUUCAGCGGUCAGAUGAUGGAGCUGAUGGACGACUGUGAAUCUAUCCAGGAGCGUUUCCGCAUGUCCGACUGCCAGUCCUGCAACGUGAUGGAUGGCCACUGGCUCAUGUAUGAGCAGCCCCACUUCAGAGGCAGAAUGAUUUAUGUGAUGCCUGGCGAUCACAGGAGCUUCAGGGACAUGGGCACAACCAUGAAAAUCAGCUCUAUGAGACGCAUCAUGGAGUCUUGUUAAUUGAAGGAUGGGGGACCUCGAUCUGUUGUAUGGUUAUGGAAGUAAUCAUUUAAUUCCCAUGUAUAUUAUAUUAAAAUAAUUGGACCUACA